CGCUGGCCGUCUGGGGCCGCCCGCCGCGCAAAGACCAUGUUGCCCCGCCAUCUGCCUCCUCCGCGCCAACGUCACUGGCCAGCUCCUGCGACACUUGCUCAGCGACUCCAAAUACCGAGUCGCGCUGCCAGGAGGAUCAUCGUCGACCGCCAUGAUCGCGGAUGUCGAGAGCGGCUCUCGAGUCGCGAGAGGGGUUCGCCCCUACUAAAGUCUUCUUUUCCAUCGUCAGGGGCCAUUUGCACGCUGCUGUCGACGAUCCCCUCUAUCUGCAGCCCAGCCAAUACCCCUUUCGAGCGCCUCACAGUUGUCUCGCGUCGCGCGUCUCGCCACCAUGUCUAAUAGCAAGCCUCAGUAUCACGUUGCCAUCAUCGGCGCCGGCCUAGGCGGGCUCGCUGCGGCCAUUGGCAUCGCGAGGGCCCGUCACAAGGUUACUGUCAUCGAGCAAGCACCCGUGCUCGGCGAGGUCGGCGCUGGCAUCCAGAUCCCCCCCAACUCGUCGCGCAUCCUCAGGAGAUGGGGCCUCCUCGAAAAGGUCGAGGCCGCUUCCGUGUCCCCCGCCGACUUUGUGCUCCGCUCGUACAAAGGCCGCGUCCUGUCCAAGCAGAACAUGCUACCUUUUGCCAAGGAAAAGUACGGUAAUCCCUACCUGCACAUCCACCGCGCCGACUAUCACCGGAUUCUGGUCGAGGCCGCCAUCGAGGCCGGCGUGCACAUGCAGCUGGGCUCCGUCGUCGAGGCUAUCGACUUCGAAACGCCGCAGGUCAAGAUCAAGGGUAAGCCGGAUUUCAGGGCGGACAUUGUACUCGGAGCCGAUGGCCUCAAGUCGGUUUGCCGCGAGCAACUGCUGGGACACCCCGAUCCUCCAAGGCUCACGGGCGAUUUGGCUUACAGGAUCGUCGUCAAGGCCGAGGACAUGCGUAAGCACGAAAUCCUGCGCGAGCUGGUCGAGACGCCGCAGAUCAAUUACUGGAUGGGACCUCACGCGCACGCCGUCUGCUACUUGCUGAAGGGUGGCGGGCUGUACAACAUUGUCUUGGCAUGUCCAGACAACUUGCCGGAGAUGGUCAACACGCAAAAGGCGGAUCUUCAGGAGAUGCAAGCCUUCUUCAAGGAGUGGGACCCACGGCUCAAGAUCCUGCUGGGGAUGGUGCAAGAGACAAGCAAGUGGAGGCUGCAGAACAGCGAGGAGAUGGCCAAGUGGAGCCAUCCGGGCGGCAAGUUUGCGCUGCUGGGCGACGCCUGCCACGCCACACUGCCCUAUCUCGCGCAAGGCGCAGCGAUGGCGGUCGAGGACGGGGCGGUGCUGGGCGCGUUGAUGGGGAAGAUCGAAGACAAGAGCCAGCUCCGGGACGUGCUGGUCAUGUACGAGACACUGCGAAAGGCGCGCACCACUCGGGUGGUCAAGGGCAGCACGGCGCUGCGCGAGGUCUUCCACCUACCCGACAGCGAGCGCCAAGGCGAGCGCGACAGGCAGCUGCUGCAUGAGGCGCCCUUCGAGGGCUUCCCGAACCGCUGGGCGGACCCGGUGUUCCAGCCAUGGCUGUUUGGAUACGACGCGCAGGCCGAGGUGGAGGGGGCGUGGCAGACGUACAAGGCGGGCCGGUUCCCGCUGACAUUUGGAAAGCAUGGCGCGGGACGAAGGAGCCGGCUGUAAGAGUAGGGGUAGAGUGUCCGAAAGCGGAUUCUUUGUAUAUAGUUUGUAUAGUGACGAUUUAGGUAUAUGACGAUGAUUAUCCUCG
Aplosporella prunicola CBS 121167 is the source of this 1739-nucleotide messenger RNA. RefSeq lists its product as uncharacterized. The record is from RefSeq and is a predicted model, not a curated record. NCBI's taxonomy places the organism in Eukaryota, Fungi, Ascomycota, Dothideomycetes, Botryosphaeriales, Aplosporellaceae. Gene Ontology annotation, biological process: secondary metabolite biosynthetic process. Gene Ontology annotation, molecular function: monooxygenase activity; FAD binding. The transcript has 2 exons. The coding region runs from base 332 to 1654 and encodes 440 amino acids.